Molecule: messenger RNA, 336 nt
Organism: Malus domestica (apple)
Lineage: Eukaryota; Viridiplantae; Streptophyta; Magnoliopsida; Rosales; Rosaceae
Source: RefSeq, a predicted model, not a curated record
AUGAUGUAUGCCAAUCUGAUGAACAACUACUUCAACCCCAACUCGGUAUACACAGAAAAAGAUUUCAAACGUCGUUUUCGGAUGAUGCGUCAUGUCUUCGAGCGUUUACUUUAUGAUGUUCAGCAAGUCAAUCCAUACUUUCGACAUAGGCUGGGCAAAGCAAGCCACCCUGGUUUCUCAACUCAUCAGAAGCUUUACAAAGAGGAGUAUAUCUGCGAGCUAAAUCAAGAAGAUAUGGAUCAGCUCAUUCGCAAAGUUGAAGACCGUGAGUUUUCGGGCAUGAUAGGGUCAUUAGACUGUAUGCAUUGGACUUGGAAGAACUGUCUCACCGGAUGA